Oncorhynchus keta (chum salmon) is the source of this 3117-nucleotide messenger RNA. RefSeq names its product COPI coat complex subunit gamma 2 (gene copg2). Bases 125 to 2746 code for a protein of 873 amino acids. The transcript is spliced from 21 exons. The record is from RefSeq and is a predicted model, not a curated record. Gene Ontology annotation, biological process: intracellular protein transport; protein secretion; intra-Golgi vesicle-mediated transport. Gene Ontology annotation, cellular component: endoplasmic reticulum-Golgi intermediate compartment; Golgi membrane; COPI vesicle coat. NCBI's taxonomy places the organism in Eukaryota, Metazoa, Chordata, Actinopteri, Salmoniformes, Salmonidae. Gene Ontology annotation, molecular function: structural molecule activity.
AUUUGACGUCGUUUCCGUCGACAUAGACACAGACAGGAAGGUUGCAUUUGGCGACGUGGAAGUGACUAGUCGUCUGUUGUGAGGCUGUACACCAACCACACUGAUCCACAAACAUUCCGUAACAAUGAUAAAGAAAUUUGACAAGAAGGACGAAGAGUCUGGAAGUGGCUCUAACCCUUUCCAGCAUCUUGAAAAGAGUGCAGUGUUGCAAGAGGCUCGCAUCUUCAACGAGACUCCGAUCAACCCCAGAAGAUGUCUCCACAUCCUCACCAAGAUCAUUUACCUACUCAACCAGGGGGAGCACUUUGGAACUAUGGAGGCGACCGAGGCCUUCUUCGCAAUGACCAGGCUCUUCCAGUCCAAUGAUCAAACCCUGAGAAGGAUGUGCUACCUGACCAUCAAGGAGAUGGCCAACAUCUCUGAGGAUGUCAUCAUUGUCACCAGCAGCCUGACCAAGGACAUGACUGGCAAGGAGGAUGUGUACAGAGGACCUGCCAUCAGAGCUCUCUGCAGGAUCACGGAUACCACCAUGCUGCAGGCCAUUGAGAGAUACAUGAAACAGGCCAUCGUUGACAAAGUGCCCAGUGUGUCCAGCUCUGCCCUGGUCUCAUCUCUGCACAUGGUUAAGAUGAGCUACGACGUGGUGAAGCGCUGGGUGAACGAGGCACAGGAGGCAGCUUCCAGUGACAACAUCAUGGUGCAGUACCACGCCCUGGGCCUGCUGUACCACCUGAGGAAGAAUGACCGACUGGCCGUAUCCAAGAUGCUCAACAAGUUCACCAAGUCUGGCCUCAAGUCCCCCUUUGCCUACUGCAUGCUCAUCCGCAUCGCCAGCAAGCUGUUGGAGGAGACCGAGGCAGGACAUGACAGUCCCCUGUUUGACUUCAUUGAGAGCUGUCUGAGGAACAAGCAUGAGAUGGUGGUGUACGAGGCAGCCUCGGCCAUAGUCCACAUGCCCAACUGUACUGCCAGAGAGCUGGCCCCUGCUGUCUCUGUCCUGCAGCUGUUCUGCAGCUCUCCCAAAGCAGCCCUGAGAUACGCUGCUGUCAGGACCCUCAACAAGGUGGCGAUGAAGCACCCGUCAGCGGUGACUGCGUGCAACCUGGACCUGGAGAACCUGAUCACGGACUCGAACCGCAGCAUCGCCACGCUGGCCAUCACCACGCUGCUGAAGACGGGCAGCGAGAGCAGUGUGGACCGCCUCAUGAAACAGAUCUCCUCCUUCGUCUCUGAGAUCUCUGACGAGUUCAAGGUGGUGGUUGUGCAGGCCAUCAGUGCCUUGUGUCAGAAGUAUCCCAGAAAGCACAGCGUCAUGAUGAACUUCCUGUCCAACAUGCUCCGAGACGACGGUGGCUUUGAGUACAAGCGGGCCAUCGUGGACUGCAUCAUCAGCAUCAUCGAGGAGAACCCAGAGAGCAAGGAGACUGGGCUGGCCCACCUGUGUGAGUUUAUCGAGGACUGUGAGCACACGGUGCUGGCCACCAAGAUCCUCCACCUACUGGGCAAGGAGGGCCCGCGCACACCCUCGCCAUCCAAGUACAUCCGCUUCAUCUUCAACCGCGUGGUGCUGGAGAGCGAGGCCGUCAGAGCCGCUGCGGUCAGUGCUCUGGCUAAGUUUGGAGCCCAGAAUGAUGACCUUCUCCCCAGUGUGUUAGUCCUGAUGCAGAGGUGUAUGAUGGACAGUGAUGACGAGGUGAGGGACAGAGCCACCUUCUACAUGAACGUGCUGCAGCAGAAGCAGAAAGCCCUCAAUGCUGCCUACAUUUUCAACGGUCUGUCGGUGUCUGUCCCGGGUCUGGAGAAGUCCCUCCACCAGUACACCCUGGAGCCCACAGAGAAGCCCUUCGAUAUGAAGUCGGUUCCCCUGGCCAACACACCCAUCACAGAGCAGAAGACAGAAUUCGCUCCUGUGGCCACUAGCAAGCUUCCAGAGAAACCAGGCCCGACGCGCCAAGACAUCUACCAGGAACAACUGGCAGCCAUUCCAGAAUUCCAGGGCCUGGGUUCUCUCUUCAAGACGUCGGAGGCGGUGCAGCUGACCGAGGCGGAGACUGAGUAUGUGGUGCGCUGUGUCAAGCACACCUUCGCCAGACACAUGGUGUUUCAGUUCGACUGCACCAACACGCUCAAUGACCAGCUCCUGCAGAAGGUUAUGGUUCAGAUGGAGCCGUCGGAGGCCUACGAGGUUCUCCACUACGUCCCUGCUGCUAACCUGCCCUACAGCCAGCCUGGCUCCUGCUACAGCCUGGUCAGACUGCCUGAAGAUGACCCCACCGCAGUGUCCUGUACGUUCAGCUGUACUCUGAAGUACCUGGUGAAAGACUGCGACCCCAACACAGGAGAGCCAGAUGACGACGGUUACGAUGACGAAUAUGUGCUGGAAGACUUGGAGGUGACUGUAGCAGACCACAUCCAGAAGGUGUUGAAGCCUAACUUUGCCGCAGCCUGGGACGAGGUGGGAGACGACUUUGAGAAGGAGGAGACGUUCGCCCUGGCCUCUGUCAGAACGUUAGACGAGGCUGUUGGUAACAUCAUCAGUUUCCUGGGCAUGCAGCCCUGUGAGCGUUCAGACAAGGUCCCAGAAAACAAGAACUCACACAUCCUCUUCCUUGCCGGUGUGUUCCGGGGGGGUCAUGACGUGCUGGUUCGCUCACGCCUGGCCCUGGCCGACGGUGUCACUAUGCAGGUGACGGUCCGCAGCUCGGAUGAGACUGUUGUUGACAUCAUCCUAGCCUCCGUGGGCUAGAGGGCGCCAGCGGGCCUGUUCACCAACAGGCUGUGUUAAUACAAUGGCAUAUUCUGAUUGUUUUGUCUACUUUUCCCCCUUUCACAAUAUUCUCUUUGCUAUGUCCUCCACUGCUUUAUGUUGUUGGAAUGUGUCUUGUGUUUUUGGGUAGUCUGAGAUGGAUACAUUAUGGUGAGGUGUGUACUACUGGCACCCUUCAACACAACUCAUCUCUGUAGACUGGCCCCAGAUCUGUUUGUGCUGUAUAACCAACUCCAAUGGUCAUUCGUAGGUGUUUGCAAGGCAACACAAACAGAUCUGGGACCAGGCUAGUGUCAUUAAUGGCCCACGUUUUAUCAAAUCUAUUAAAUGUUGACCAUGGAAAUACUGAA